AUGGCCGCCCUUUUCGCGGCUCUUAUGUCAUGUAUGUUUGGUAUGACAGAAGUUUCUAUAUCUAAUCCAAAAUCAUUUGGAACUAUUGUUCCAAGUGGAAGCACUGGUAUUCAAUGUCUUGAAUAUUAUUAUUUUUCAUUUGGUUCAUACGGACAAGAAACAACGGUAAUAUUAGAAUCAAGUGGAAUUAAUAACGUAAGGUAACGAUGAAAGUUUUUUUGAAAAGAUUUGUUUUCAAGCAUAUGCUAAGUCAUAAAAGAUAAUUAUUUUCGUCAAAACUUCAAAACCUUUAGCUCCGUUUGAACACCACUGUUUACCUACCACAACUUC
This is a messenger RNA of Didymodactylos carnosus, 330 nucleotides long. Lineage: Eukaryota; Metazoa; Rotifera; Eurotatoria; Philodinida; Philodinidae. The record is from the annotation of a GenBank genome assembly.